AUGAAAAAUUCGAAUCCAUUUCAAUUCUCUGAAUAUACGCAAGAAAAACCAAUUAUGCAUCCUGGAAUUGGACGACGUCUACCGCCUACACCACUUUCAAGUCAAAUAUUAUAUUUGUCACAAACUGUUCCACCAACAGCAAAUUCAUCACCACAAGUAAAGAAAUUCAUGAAUAUUCCGAGUCAUGGAGCGCAUUCGUACGACGACAAUUUUUUGAUUAACAGAUUCACUCAAUCAAAUUCAAGUAGUCGAAGAAUGCUAUUUGAUGAAACGAAAUUGGAUCAACCGCGAAUUCAUAAUUCAACGCCACUUAUUGCUGCGUAA
This is a messenger RNA of Cercopithifilaria johnstoni, 324 nucleotides long. The record is from the annotation of a GenBank genome assembly. NCBI's taxonomy places the organism in Eukaryota, Metazoa, Nematoda, Chromadorea, Rhabditida, Onchocercidae.